Molecule: messenger RNA, 2343 nt
Organism: Mya arenaria
Lineage: Eukaryota; Metazoa; Mollusca; Bivalvia; Myida; Myidae
Exons: 6
Coding region: 651-1070 (139 amino acids)
Source: RefSeq, a predicted model, not a curated record
AAUAUUCAGGCGGUGACGCAAUAUAAUUUAAACCAUAAUAACUCAGUACAAAGAAGUUCGCAAACAGAAUAGAACAUAACAGUUAUACCUCUUAGUAUGGUCAAGGGCGAACCCAGAAGGGCAAAACAUAAAAACAAAAUGACCGUUUAGUUUCGAUUGUGUUCUGGAUUCCCAUAAGGAACUGAUAAUUGUGUAGAAAGAAGUACAGAAUUAGAUAUGCCAUCUACAACGGUGCAAUAAGGAAUUAUAUAAAGUGAUAAAUUUAGCAGAAUAAACACGACUUUGGUUUAUCUUAUUGUUGUUAUGAAAGUGAUGCUUGACCUACUUUAACGAUAAUGUAGUUAUGAAACAGGACCAUAUUUAAUGUGCAUUUAAGCAUAAUUAUAUGACAGUUACUAUUGAAAAUUGAAUGGAAACUAUUUAUAUUUUGUACAACCUUUGUCGCUGCCAUAGGAUUUCUUCUCGGCAAACCUGCAUUGAGUUACAAUAUAUUCAAUUAGGUGAGGACACAGAGGUAUGUGAAGAAACAUUUGUUCAAAAUGGCAACCAGAAGAGAACAUGGAAGCGGAAGCGGAAGUGAUGAUUUCUGUCGAAACGUGCGACGAUUAUCGACUGACAUUGAACAAAUAUCGAUUGGAUUAUAGGAGCAGAUGAGAUCUGUUAAUAAUAACAUUAACAAUCUAACACUGGAGCAGAUAACUGAGGCACUUGCCCAAUUUAUGAAGGAUACCAAUGCCUUGGAAGAGUUAAAACAGAUCACGGAGAGAAAGAUAAGUGAGCUGAAAGACCUGAGGUUGAAGCUUCUGGAGCAUGCCAAAAACAGUAAUGAUAAUAUGAGACAAGUUCAAGGACGUGCAGGCACGCGGGACAGCGGUUAUGCCUCAACAGAUUCUCAGCUUGUGAAUAGGUCCGCGGGCGAGACGUCAAAUUUGGUAACCCAACUGUCCGACGCUCACCCGGAGUUGGCUAGCGUCUCCAGUAUGUCAGGGCCCCAUGCGCUAGCAACAAAUACGUCAAGGGUAUCUUUACGAGAAAGUGAGCAUGAAGAAAGGUCAGAGGCAGAAUGUUGAAAUAAAAUUUUGUUUAUAAGGCAGUGACAAUUAAAAAAAAAAGUGAUGUCAUCAUUGAACUGCAGAGAAAUAACACUCGUUCCAUUUGACAAACUGAAUAUACAGGCAUGAACUAUUAAGAUGUUGUAUAGUCAGUGAACUUCGGUGAAAUAACAAUUGUGCCAUUUGACAUACUGAUUAUGCAAACAUAAAAUAUUCAGUUGUGUAAUUUAAACAAUAUUUUACAGAUCAUUUGACAUAUUGAUUAUACAAACAUGAAAUAUUCAGCUGUAUAAUAUGAACAUAUUCCUAAAGGACAUUUGACAUAUUGAUUAUACAAACAUGAACUAUUCAGCUGUGUAAUAUGAACAUAUUCCUAACGGACAUUUGACAUAUUGAUUAUACAAACAUGAACUAUUCAGCGGUAUAAUAUGAACAUAUCUCUAAAGGACAUUUGACAUAUUGAUUAUAGAAACAUAAACUAUUUAGCUGUGUAGUAUGAAAAUAUUCCUAAAAGACAUUUGACAUAUUAAUUAUACAAACAUGAACUUUUCAGCUGUGUAGUAUGAACAUAUUCCUAAAGGACAUUUGACAUACUGAUUAUACAAACAUGAAAUAUUCAGCUGUGUAAUAUGAACAUAUUCCUAAUGGACAUUUGACAUAUUGAUUAUACAAACAUGAAAUAUUCAGCUGUGUAAUAUGAACAUAUUCCUAAAGGGCAUUUGACAUACUGAUAAAACAAACAUGAAAUAUGUGUAAUAUGAACAUAUUCCUAAUGGACAUUUGACAUAUUGAUUAUACAAACAUGAAAUAUUCAGCUGUGUAAUAUGAACAUAUUCCUAAAGGGCAUUUGACAUACUGAUAAAACAAACAUGAAAUAUUCAGCUGUGUAAUAUGAACAUAUUCCUAAUGGACAUUUGACAUAUUGAUUAUACAAACAUGAAAUAUUCAGCUGUGUAAUAUGAACAUAUUCCUAAAGGGCAUUUGACAUACUGAUAAAACAAACAUGAAAUAUGUGUAAUAUGAACAUAUUCCUAAUGGACAUUUGACAUAUUGAUUAUACAAACAUGAAAUAUUCAGCUGUGUAAUAUGAACAUAUUCCUAAAGGGCAUUUGACAUACUGAUAAAACAAACAUGAAAUAUUCAGCUGUGUAAUAUGAACAUAUUCCUAAAGGGCAUUUGACAUACUGAUAAAACAAACAUGAAAUAUGUGUAAUAUGAACAUAUUCCUAAUGGACAUUUGACAUAUUGAUUAUACAAACAUGAAAUAUUCAGCUGUGUAAUAUGAACAUAU